Messenger RNA from Trachymyrmex septentrionalis, 3677 nucleotides. RefSeq lists its product as uncharacterized. The record is from RefSeq and is a predicted model, not a curated record. The coding region runs from base 2 to 2521 and encodes 839 amino acids. Lineage: Eukaryota; Metazoa; Arthropoda; Insecta; Hymenoptera; Formicidae. Gene Ontology annotation, molecular function: signaling receptor binding; endopeptidase activity. The transcript has 13 exons.
UAUGCACGUUAAAUAUUAUUUCGCAGUUGUAAUAUUCUUGAAAAUAUUAAGCCUGGUUAUUGCAGAUUCAUUGCGUAAUACAUCAGGAAUUGAUUUAUCUGAAUGCAAGAUAUCUCAACUAGGAAUUGAGUAUAAAGGUUCUAUUAACAUAACUGUUAGUGGAUUUCAUUGCCAAUUAUGGACAGCCGCACAACUACUUCAUAAAAACAAGAAUAUAAGUGAUGCAGAUUUUUCAGAGAAAUCUAUGGAACUUGCAAAAAAUUAUUGUAGAAAUCCUACCCGAGAUCGAAGAGGUCCUUGGUGUUACACGUUAGAUUCUACAGUAAUUGAUGAGGAAUGCGAUAUUCCUCUUUGUGAUUAUAAAGAAUGUCGAAUGGCUGGAACUGCUAAUGACUAUAUAGGUACAUUAUCGACAACUCGUUCAGGUCGAACUUGCGCGAAAUGGUUAAAUAAUUAUAAUUUCGAACAGAUACAAAGAUCGAACGCAUCACUGAAAACAAAACCUUCUUCUAGAUUUUUAAGAUUGAUUCGCACAAAAUCUCUCUCGAAACGAUAUUUGAUGACAAAACAAAAUUUAUUGACAUCAUCACAAUUACUUAUGAAACCACCAUCGUUAAAUUUAUCUCAAUCAGGAUUUAAACUUGACAAGAAUAUCAAUUUUGUUGACCAAACAUAUUUGAAUGACAGUCUUUAUCCUGAACUUAGUGUACGAGAUGCUAAUAAUUAUUGUAGAAAUCCUUCGCGCAAUAUUGCUGGCACAUGGUGUUAUACAACGGAUCCAUUAGUACCACAAGAUCUGUGUAAUAUAAGAGAUUGUGAAAAAUCGGAAGAAUGUAUAUUUUUCGUGAAGGGGCACGGUAUUGGACGACGAUUAUACGUUUUACCAGAAUAUCGUACAGAAGGCUUACGUUUCUCAUUAAAAACAUGGGAACCUGAUCAUCCAGAUUCCAUAACAUUUGUGUUCACUGCUGACGAUGGAUUAAAAUCUCGUUAUAUUCUUAAGAUUGGAGCUUUCGAUAACGAGAAAGUACUUCUAUAUUAUGAAUCAGAAGAAAAGGACAUAAUUUUGGUGAAAAAAAAAACAUUACCACAUUUAUUAUAUCUUGGCAAAUGGAGCAAUUUUGUUAUUCGUAUACCUCGUGGACAUGUUCUUCUUUAUUAUGAAGGAGCAUCAAAUCCGCUGUUUGAAUGGAAACAUUCUGAACCGUCCAAAGCAUUUUUACCAGUUUAUUAUUAUUACAAUAGCGAAAACGAUCAUGCGAUAGGAGUUGCUUUUGAUUGUGCCUUAAAAUGCCAUAUAGAGAACACACAAACCAAUCUUUAUACUAGAAUACUUCCACUAUCAAUAUGGUCUAAAGAAGAUAUAGUCAGACCUAAUAAACUAAUGUUAAUGAUUCGCGCCAAAGGUGUUGUUCUAAUACCAUUACUUUUACUGCCUGCAACAUCAGGAUUUUAUGCACUUACACUCGGUGAACGAGGUCAAUGGAUAUAUUUCCUGAAAAAUACAUAUCCUAGAGUAAGAAUUUAUCACAAAGGGAACGCACUCAAACCUAUAUUCAAUAUGAAUUCGUGGACAAAUAUUACCAUAAAAUGGUCUGAAAAUACAAUUGAAGUAUUUUGCAACAAGACAAACGUAUUUUAUUAUGUGCAUCGUCAACCGCUCAUUUUUUAUUUUUUUUCGCUUGCCGUGGAUCCAAAAGGUUGGGCUACUUGGAGUGCAAAUUGCAUACCAUCAGAUAUCGAUGGACCCCCUUUAGAUGGCGGAUGGUCAGAAUGGGGACCAUGGAUGUGUAGUGCUAGUUGUAACGGUGGUGUAGGAACUAGAAGACGAUAUUGCAAUUCACCGGAACCUAAUGUGCGGGGGGAACCUUGUACAGGACCCAGCAGCAUGACAGGUCGUUGUAAUACGAUUCUUUGCGGGGACAUAACUGAUGAUACCAUAACUUUAAUAAAAAAAGUUAUUGCAUAUAAUCAUACUGCUUUUACUGUAAAGGAAUAUGCAUCAGUAUCACUCUCUUCAGAUUCUAAUAUUGUGAAUACUAUCGGAAUUGAAUCACCUAAUUCUGAAAUACAGUGGUCCCAUAAUGGAAUUUUUAUUCAAAACAAUCAUCACAGACAAAUUAAAGAUUACAAAAUCAUAAUAAAUAGAGCAGCAUUAAAUGAUUCGGGCGUAUAUACGCUUACUAUACAUCGAAUAGAUGGAACAUAUAUGAUAAUUAAGGUGAUAACUUUGGCAGUAGUUCCUAUUAAGGAAAGCAUUACUAUUCGUGAAACUCUACCUAUGCAUGUUACAUGCCACUGUGCUAUCCUCGGUUAUGUAUAUUCUAAUUUGAAAGUUUAUUGGAUGAUCAAUAGUAACGUAUGGAAAGACUAUGGAGUUACAUUGCCUGUAGCUACAAAUGUUGAUUAUGUUCCUACUAUAAAUAAGUCUCAUCACGGUAUAUGGAAAUGCAUCGUGGAGCAAACUGACUUGAAAUUUAAAUGGACAACAAAUGUAAUCCGCGUGAAAGUCUCGGUAUGAAUAUGAGCUCUGUUAUAAUCGGAAUAUCGAGGGAAUUUUUGAUAGUUGCGCAUUUUGUUGAAUUCUUCAGUUGUAGUCGAAAAUGUAUAAGCGAAAUGAGACACCAAUGGGAAUCAAAUGAGAAGGAAGGAUAAAUGAGAGUAAAAAGAGCUUCGAGAAAGAGAGCACGAGGAUCUCUGUGCCUCUAGUGCGGGAAAGAUUUGCUUUACAGGGGAAGAAGUAACUGGUGGGGAGUGAGCAGUUGCCAGCAGAUUAGUAGAACAGACCUGAUGGAAGCACGAUGAAAACAGAGAAAAAGAUACGAUGAAGGCUAUUUUCUGGAAACAGUAGUAGGAGCGACAAGAACAGACAUUGUAAGAAGAUAGGGAACGUAGAAAAAGAAAGAGAGAGAGAGAGAGAGAAAGAAAAAGAAAGAGGAAAGAAGAGAAAAAGAAAGGAAGAGGGAGCGAAGGAGAGGGAGAAUAAAGAGCGACAGGUGCGCGGACAUCCACGUGGUUUCUUUGAAGCAUCGUCGCGAAUGGUGGAAGAGCGAAGAAGAAGAAGAAGAAGAAGACAACGAUGACAACAGCGACGAAGAUGACGAAGAAGACGAGGAGGAUUACCGGUCGGCUUCCUUAUGCCGGCUGAACAGAUCGGCACUCGCUCCACACUCAAGUUACCCUCACGCCAAGUGGAUGUGGUGGGGUGAACAUUACACUGGCGUAGAGUCUAUUUUGUUUGGAUAAAUCAUGAUUCUUCACACGUAAAUGUUCACAAAUGUAUCAGUUACUUAAAUGAAGAAUUAAAGACAUUACGAAGAAAUUAAUAAUAGCUUGCCUCAUCUAUUUCUUAUACUUUUGCUCGUAGGAGAACAUUAUAAAUUUCUCAUAUCUCAUUCAAUCGAGGAUGUUGUUAACAGUGGCUCGAUCACAUGACAGCGAGCGGCUGAUGAAGAGUGGAGAAAUCCAGUCGAGGCCAGUCGAAUAUCCCUAAGGCUAUUUCCUACUACGCCGAUGAAAAAGAAUAAUAAUCACGACGAGAGCUCGGUGGGGCGAGUGGGAAUAGGUGGUUUCGAGAGGGGAAGGGCUCACCAUUCGGUAGCAAAUGCUGCUAACCCGUCGCAAGGUCAAGAUCAGUCGGUUAAUCCCGUCCAGUCGGCUGAGGGCCUUGCACCUUG